Musa acuminata subsp. malaccensis (wild Malaysian banana) is the source of this 2147-nucleotide messenger RNA. RefSeq names its product heat shock cognate 70 kDa protein 2. Gene Ontology annotation, cellular component: cytoplasm. Gene Ontology annotation, molecular function: ATP-dependent protein folding chaperone; ATP binding. NCBI's taxonomy places the organism in Eukaryota, Viridiplantae, Streptophyta, Magnoliopsida, Zingiberales, Musaceae. The record is from RefSeq and is a predicted model, not a curated record.
CCGCUGCUCUCGAUUUCUCAUCUUCUUCUAUUUGAUUCUUGCGCGCAAUCCAAUCGGCGAGACAAGAUGGCCGGGAAGGGCGAGGGGCCGGCGAUCGGGAUCGACCUCGGCACCACUUACUCGUGCGUCGGUGUGUGGCAGCACGACCGGGUGGAGAUCGUCGCCAACGACCAGGGCAACCGCACCACCCCCUCCUACGUUGCCUUCACCGACAGCGAGCGUCUCAUCGGAGACGCCGCCAAGAAUCAGGUGGCAAUGAACCCCAUCAACACCGUCUUCGAUGCAAAACGUUUGAUUGGAAGGCGGUUCAAUGAUCCCUCUGUUCAAAGUGACAUCAAGCACUGGCCCUUCAAGGUCGUUGCCGGCGCCGCGGACAAGCCCAUGAUUGUCGUCCAGUACAAGGGUGAGGAGAAGCAAUUCGCUGCGGAAGAGAUCUCUUCCAUGGUGUUGAUCAAGAUGCGUGAGAUCGCAGAGGCUUACCUUGGUUCUACCGUCAAGAACGCUGUGGUUACUGUCCCCGCUUACUUCAACGACUCGCAGCGCCAGGCCACCAAGGAUGCCGGCGUCAUCGCGGGCCUUAACGUCAUGCGCAUCAUCAAUGAGCCCACUGCUGCUGCUAUCGCCUACGGCCUCGACAAGAAGGCGAGCAGUGCCGGGGAGAAGAACGUCCUCAUCUUCGACCUUGGCGGCGGCACGUUCGACGUCUCGCUCCUUACCAUCGAAGAGGGGAUCUUUGAGGUGAAAGCUACCGCCGGAGACACCCAUCUCGGAGGAGAAGACUUCGACAAUCGCAUGGUGAACCAUUUCGUCCAAGAAUUCAAGAGGAAACAUAAGAAGGAUAUAAGUGGGAAUCCAAGGGCAUUGAGGAGGCUGAGGACAGCCUGCGAGAGGGCGAAGAGGACUCUGUCUUCCACAGCUCAAACCACGAUUGAGAUCGACUCCCUCUUCGAGGGCGUCGAUUUCUACUCCACCAUCACGCGAGCCCGAUUCGAGGAGCUGAACAUGGAUCUAUUCAGGAAGUGCAUGGAACCCGUGGAAAAGUGUUUGAGGGAUGCGAAGAUGGACAAGAGCACUAUCCAUGACGUGGUCCUCGUCGGUGGAUCCACCCGAAUUCCGAGGGUGCAGCAGCUGCUGCAGGACUUCUUCAACGGCAAGGAGCUGUGCAAGAGCAUCAACCCCGACGAGGCCGUCGCCUACGGCGCUGCAGUCCAAGCUGCCAUCCUGAGUGGCGAGGGCAACGAGAAGGUACAGGACCUGCUCUUGUUGGACGUCACUCCGCUCUCGCUCGGGCUCGAGACGGCGGGAGGAGUCAUGACUGUGCUGAUUCAGAGAAACACAACCAUCCCAACCAAGAAGGAGCAGGUCUUUUCCACCUACUCGGACAACCAGCCCGGAGUCCUUAUCCAGGUCUAUGAGGGGGAGAGGACCAGGACCAGAGACAACAACUUGCUCGGCAAAUUCGAACUCUCCGGCAUCCCCCCUGCUCCCAGGGGCGUGCCUCAGAUCACCGUGUGCUUCGACAUCGACGCCAACGGCAUCCUGAACGUGUCAGCGGAAGACAAGACCACCGGGCAGAAGAACAAGAUCACCAUCACCAACGACAAGGGAAGGCUGAGCAAGGAGGAGAUAGAGAGGAUGGUGCAGGAGGCGGAGAAGUACAAGUCGGAGGAUGAGGAACACAAGAAGAAGGUCGAGGCCAAGAACGCAUUGGAGAAUUACGCAUACAACAUGAGGAACACGGUGAAGGACGACAAGAUCGCGUCGAAGCUGCCGGCCGCCGACAAGAAGAAGAUCGAAGAUGCAGUCGACCAAGCGAUCCAGUGGCUCGAUGCCAACCAGCUGGCCGAAGUCGACGAGUUCGAGGACAAGAUGAAGGAGCUGGAGAACUUGUGCAAUCCCAUCAUUGCGAAGAUGUACCAAGGUGCCGGCGGCGGUAUGGCCGGUGGCAUGGACGAAGAAGAGGGUCCAUCUAAUGGCGGUGGUGGCGCAGGCCCCAAGAUCGAGGAAGUUGAUUGAGUGAGAUUUCUUUUUCGAUCGGUGAUAAAUCCAAUUUAUUCCUUUCUGAUUCUGUCAGUCAUUUUUGUUUUAAGGAAAUUUUUUUAUUAUUUCUUAAAGCCCCAAUAAGAUAUCAAUAUUUGUUGUUCUUA